Eimeria mitis is the source of this 669-nucleotide messenger RNA. RefSeq names its product 2OG-Fe(II) oxygenase family protein, putative. Gene Ontology annotation, biological process: peptidyl-proline hydroxylation to 4-hydroxy-L-proline. The transcript is spliced from 2 exons. Bases 1 to 669 code for a protein of 222 amino acids. Gene Ontology annotation, molecular function: procollagen-proline 4-dioxygenase activity. The record is from RefSeq and is a predicted model, not a curated record. Gene Ontology annotation, cellular component: endoplasmic reticulum. Lineage: Eukaryota; Apicomplexa; Conoidasida; Eucoccidiorida; Eimeriidae.
AUGGGGGAGGACUAUGGCUGCACUCAGGGAAACAACGAGUUGCAGCAGGAAAAGGAGCUGCCCGUCUCGGAAGCAGAGGAAAUGCUGGUAAUAGGCGAGGCAGUACCUGAGGGGGAGCAUCUGCGCACUCUUCGAGUGUACAGCCGGUGCUCGUCACAAGCAACCGUAGCAGCAACAUCAGGAGCAAGGCCUUCAGAAGCAGGCUCGACUGAUGCAGGGGUCCCUGCAAAUGAGGGCGAGGCGGAAUCAGAGGGGAGUUCCCGAGGCUGUCGCGAUGUUCACGUGCUGCGGGUAUUCCGCGAACCCGAUGUUAUGAUAGCCCCGAAUCUGAUUACAAAAGAGCAGUGCGCCCACCUGCUGAAACUAGCGGACGGGAAGUGGACUCGCAGCAAAACAAGCGUCGGGACGACUUCCGCACCCCAGACAGCAUACAGGACGACUGAAAGCCGGACACGGACGUCGUAUUCAGUGAUGCUUGAGGAGGCACAGACACCCGGUGUGGUGUCUGUAGAGCUGUUGGCUUGUGCCUUAGCGCAGAUGCCAGUACAGCACCUCGAAUCUCUCGUGCUUGUGAGAUAUGCCGAAGGGGAGUACUUCGCAGAACACCAUGACGGAGGCUUCAGGCCCAAGACAGUUCUCCUUUAUCUUAACGGUGAAUCUUCCUGCUAG